UGUUCGCAAAGCAAGAUGGCGACGAGUGACGGGGAGUAGCAGAAGCGGUGACAUUCUUGAUUUAUUUAUUUUACAGCUGUUUAGUUCGACCAGCUGGUAUGCCAGUUUUGCGGAGACGUAGGUUUUAUUAAUGUAGCUUUUACUAGUGCUAUGGCUUCUAUAGAAAAAUUAAUAAAGUCCUUCGAAGCCUUAAAGGUAGUCCAACCGUCUGCAGGAGGUGAAGAGCCGCUGCAUAAAAAAAAAGAAACAGUGCCAUCUAAAAAGGAGAAGAUUAUACACUGUACCAACAUUGCAGAUGUUAUUUGCACUUCAAGCAUACGGACUUACUCAGAUUUUCCUAAGCUUCUGGGCAUUUCUGUGGAAAGUUUUUUUUUCUGCUGUGAUGAUGAAGACAGUGAUGUGCGCAUGGUGGCAGAUGAAUGUUUGAAUCGAACCAUCAAGACUCUUCUAGACUCUCAUCUAGGACGGUUACAGGCUGAGCUGUACAAGGAAAUAAAGAAAAACGGCCCAGGUCGAAGCUUACGUGUGGCCCUUGGCAAAUUUGGAGACUUGUGCCAUUUAAUCAAGACACAAAAAUGCAGGGCAUACACGGUGAACUUGAUACCUUGCUUUGUGCGCAUAAGCCAGCGUUCUGAAGAGGAGAGUGUGCAGGAGGCCUUGACAAACACUGUUGUUCGAGCCAUGCCAAUGCUUGGGCAAUUCACCAACGACAACGACAUCAAGAUGCUGCUACGAACAUUCUUGCCCAACCUGUCUUGUCCCUCAGCAUUGGUUCGCCGUUGUGCAGCCCUAUCCCUUGUAACCGUAUGCCAGUGGUCUCGAAAGCCAAAUGUCUUCCUGUUGUGGCUUCUCAACGACCUCUUCAGCCUGGUGCUUCCAGUCCAGGAAAACCAUCCAGCUCACACUAUUGUUGGAGUCCUUGUUUGUUUCCGGCACUUGAUUCCUCAUCUGGGGAGCAAGCCCACUAAAGAAAUGCCUGUACUGAAAGGGGCUGAAAAAGCUGGCCCAACAUUGGAGCAUUUUCUUAAGAUUUAUGAGCUACUGUUGUACCAUAUAAGCAACACGGACCAGACAGUGGUGACGGCUGCAUUGGAAGCCUUAAACCAGCUGUUGACAACACCUCCGCCUGCACUCCUCCACAUGCUGGUGUGCCCAAAUGGUCUGACACAGUCAUUCAUCCAUGCUCCAAACCGCAGACCUGUUUCUCGUGCUGACACCUCAGGGAUGGGAUCUUCCUUGAACCUAGAAGAAGAAGUGGAACUUGUAGAUGAAAACGAUGACUCUCCAUUAGUAACAUGUGCCAUUCAAAGCCGAACUUCAUCUGAGCACCCUUCUGAAGCAGAGGAUGGCUCUGGGGGCCUUCCUGAGGAUAUUGAAGCAGCAAGUAUAGCAUCCUGUGAUGGCGAGGACUCUGACUUCUCAAUUGCCAGUACAGCUCCUACACACCUUCUUGCUUUAGACAGUCCUAUGCGUCGUCCUUGUUCACUGAAGAAAUUGGACCUGAAGGCAGAAGAGGAGGGCAUGUGGGAUAAGGUCUCCAUCAACUCUUCUCCUGGCUUCAAGGUGGAAUUUGUGCUGGGAAAUCCAGGUUCAUACCGCGAUGCGGAUGUGCCCCUCAAGUACUGCGCGCGCCUCCUUGCGUCCAAUUUCCUCCUGACGGGCACCAGUGGAGUGCUGAUGCCUGAUGCCAACGUGCGGGUCAGCAUGAAGGUGCUGGCCAUGGGCAGCCUGACCCGUGUGCUGCUGCUGUACCCUCCAGCCCUCUUCCUUGACCUACACAUCACCGCAGUGCCCGAUGAAGAUGGCGAUCAGAAAAUAUGGGAUGUUCUUGAAUUUGUGCAUCAUUCUGACCCUCAGCUUUGUGGCCAGACUGCCCUUCUUGUGGGUCACUACAUUGGCCACACACUCAAACUGGCAAGCCAUGGCUGGAAUUACUGGGCUCGCAAACAGACACGGAGGCCAGAUGUACCCAAACUAGUAGAUCUGGUUGGCAAAAUCACUAGAGUCACGGGCAGUUCCUCCUCGGUGUCCAGUCGCACAGGUGUGCAGGCCACCCGCCUUUGCAUUGCUAGCCUGCUCCACUCCUGCCAUGCCAACUUAGUGCCAUCAUUGCUCGAGGCUUGCAUGAAGCUCAAGGACAAUGCCUACUGGCUAGUCAAGGUGGAACUUGUGGAGAUGAUUGGGGAGCUGCCUUACCGCGCCCUGCAGCACAUAAGCAGUGUGGCCAGUAGUAUUACAAGGAGUGUUUGUCCCUGGAUGCCAACGUACCAAGAGAUUCUAGUGCACGAGAUACUAUUUGAGUUGCUUGGAGAUGAAGAUGUCAGGGUUCGCACAGCUGUCACUGGCGCUUUGACAAAGUGUGUUCCGCAGCUGUACUAUCCAGAGGACCAUCCUGGAGAAAGCGCUGUGUCAGCUGAAGCUCAGGUUGAAAGUAGCUUGCUACUGGGAUGGCUACUGCAUGAUUCAUGGAUCCCUGGGCCACCUCAGGUCCAUGGCCUUGUGCCUCCUUUCUCAUGCAAGGCUCCCCGAGGCUUGUCUGUCUACACUGAAGCCGCCCUGUCACGUAUUAUUAGCCUCUUGUGGAAAAGACUUGUUACUUCAUCCAGCAAAUACUUGUUGCAUGGCUGCUGCCAAGCCCUAGCCAACUUGGUGCUAGAGUAUCCUGUCACUGUGUACACCUUUGCCUGGAGCAGCAUUCUGGGUUCAGCCAUUCCUGUCUCUUCACCUCUGACACUUCGGUCACAAGCUAGUGUCAGUUCUAGUAGCGUGACACCAGAGAGCCCUCAAGAAGGGACAUCGGAAAGUGGAGGCCUGCUCGUGCAUCUUGUGGCACUGCUGGUGGCUUCACCAUUGACGUUGGACAUCCAUGUACACCAGCACGUACUCACCACUGCAGGUCACCUGCUGGCAGGGGCCUGCUUUAAGUGCAUCAGACCUCAGGACAUUGAAGCCAUGGCAAGUCAAGAAGGCGAGGAGCCAUGGGCGUCAAUGCGUGACCGCCACCUUGUGCCUCUCUUGGAUAAACUCUUUCAGCAUACCAUGAGGUUGCUUAAUGUGUUUGCACACACCCUGGACGAACAAGCAUCACCCUCUCGGGGUGGACUGGGCAUCUCGGGAGGCCCUGCACUGAGCCCCAUCCGACGUCGCAGCAAAGGCCGGGAGGAUGUUGCACUUGCAGCUGCUGGAAGUGCUGCAGCCAAAGGUGGUACUAGCAAGCUUGCAUCAGACUUGGACAAGGCCAGCAAGUCACAAGUGGGCCUGGGCCACUUUUCAACCCUUCCUCAGUACAUGAAGCUGUAUGAAGUCCUCAAGUCAGCCCAUUCAAACUAUAAGGUGUCUCUUGAUGCUGGAAGCAGUGAGAAGUUUUUGGGCCUGCUGAAAGCAGUCCUAAUCACUAUGGGUCAGAUUCUGGAAGUGGCCCAGCUCCAAGAUUUAAAUAGGCACGUGGAAGAGCUGCUGGGCUACUUGCGCCUAUCUAUGACCAUCGAGCCUCUCACAACUGUGCAGUGUGUCCGGCAGCUUCUCAAGGCUUUGUUUGGCACUAAUCUGACCAGCUUGUGGGAGGGAUGUACAAACAAUGACUCGCUGAGCACCAACCUGUCAGGGCCCUCAACCGGCCUCUACCACAACUGCUGCUCCUACCCAUAUGCCUGCCUAUCGAAACUGCUGGCCACCUACAGUUCAAGAUCUCCGCUUCUGACUGCAGAUGCAACAACUUUAGGAAGCUGGUUAAGCUGGAUGAGGCGAGGCUGUGAAAAGAAGAUCUCUGCCUUGCUGAAACCCAGCAACAAGAGAGGCAAGGCAGUACUGGCAGCACACAUUCGCCUUUUUGAACCUGUGGUCCUUCAGGCACUCAAACAGUACACAGUGUCGAGCAGCUCCCAUCUUCAAGCUAGUGUUCUCGACUUGUUGGCUCAACUGGUGCACCUCAGAGUCAACUACUGCCUGCUGGACUCGGAUCAGAUAUUUAUAGGCUUUGUCAUCAAACAGUUUGAAUUCAUCGAGGAAGGCCAGAUCCAGAAUGCUGAAGUGCUCAUUCCACAAAUCUUCUACUUCUUGGUACUGCUGUCGUAUGAGCGCUACCAUUCCAAGCCUGUCAUCAGUAUGCCUGAAAUCAUACAGCUAUGUGAUCGCCUGAUGGCCAGUGGUCAGCCACCUGACAGAUACGUAAUACCAGCAUUACAGGCUAUUGUGGAGGACCUGUUCUUGCUACCUAGUGCAAAUAGAACAGAUUCACGCAAGGAGCUGGAGACUCAGCGAGAAGUCGUUGUUUCUGUUUUGCUGCGGCUUAUUCAGUACCCUGAGGUAUUGGAGCUCCUCUUGGCAGUGGUUCACCACAGCUACCAGGAAGGAGAGGACAGGUGGAAGAAGUUUUCUAGGCAGCUCAUUGACGUCAUCUUACCACUGAUGUCGCGCACACAGGUCCACUUAGAUACCAGGCAUUCACUCAGUGUCUUGCAGAGGCUGUUUGAUGCUGUGUCACCAAGUGUAUUCCGGCCCGUUGACAUUUUGCUCAAAGCUCUCUUUGUUUGCCCCACAGAUCCAGUGGGGGCCGAGUCUCAGGCUGGCUUUCGGGCUGAGCGUUGGAUGUGUCUAGUACUGAUGAGCCUGCGUGUACUGCUGGCCUACACGAAGGAGGAGGUGGUGCUUUCCCGGCUGGCUGACCUUCUGCUGCCCUUGCGAGUCCCUCAUGCUCUGGCACCUGAGGCUCUCUUUGACCCACUAGACAUUGACUCUUUGGGUGACAACAUGGAAAAGGCUGUAGCAAGGUACCUGAUUCAAGUUGUCAAUGUCUAUGGCAAGCAUCUUUGCAAAAUUCUGCUUCAGUCUCCACCCACAGGCACGGACACAGUUUUCCCCUUUCAACAGAUGUCCAGUCUGUUGCUUUACCUUACGCACAUGUUCCAGUCAGGGAGUUUCUGCCGUGUAGCCACAGCUGCGAUGCAGGCUGUGCAUGCAGAGUCCAGUGCGGGUACGGAGGUGUGUGGCAUUGAGGAAAUCAACCAACACUUCUUGUCGCUGGCUUACUCUUACCCUACCCUGAGUGUGCAGUGGUGCAACAUCCUUGCCCUACUCAAUUAUGGCGAGCAAGGGUUCUGGUCCAGGGUGCUCUGGCCAAGCAUGGGCAGCACUGUCAAUGCAGCUGGAAUGGCCCGUAGAAACCUCAACACACCUUCUCAUUCUUGCAAUUUUGAGCUAGUAUCUCAAGCAGGGCUCAUCCUUCUCUGUGAUUACCUGUGUGAAAACAUAUACGAUGCUGAACCUAUGACCUGGCUCAUUGUCAACCACGUGAGUGAAAUCAUACGGCUGUCUUCAGAGCCACCUGUCUCUGAUUUCAUAAGUGUCAUUCAUCGAAACCCAGCAGCAAGUGGCCUUUUUGUUCAAGCAGUGCUUACUCGCUGCGAGACAAAAAGCUCGCAACCAAGCUUCAUGAGUAAGCUGCUGCACUGCUUGGAGGGUAUUCAUCCUGCCCAGUCUGCUGCCCUGUUGGCCCUGCUGGUGGAAAAGAUCUUAGUGACCCCUCACCUCUCCCUGGCACGGACUUGUGAGGCAUUGGCUCAGCGGCAGCUGGAGCUCAUUCUCACAGAGCCCGGCUUGACUGCCAGAUCCCCGACUGCUCUGCAGGACCUGGCUGGCCUGCCAGAGUUCAUGCGCUCUGCGAGGUUGCAUCUCAGACACCCGCACCUUCUGUCAUUAUUGGAAAAGCUGCUGAAAGGAGACGGAGCACAGCUGAUGGCAUCUGGAGAAGGAGCAGACCUCGUUAGCCCACCAAAGCUCCACGUCAAUAAGGAAUGGUUUCUUGCACAAGUACGGGAACGCUGCUGUUCUGGACAAGCAUCUGCAAUGGAGUGCUCCCGGCUGCUGGCUAACUUGAGUAAUGAAGAUACGGAAGCCAUCAUUCAAUUGAAGGAUGUGGGGCCAGCUGUGGUGUGUGCAAGCCUGCGACUGGGUGCCCAGCGCUCGAGCACAGGCGAGUCCGCGCUGUAUCGUGCGGCGCGGGCUUGUGUACUUGGCCAGACCCGGCGCUUGGUGGCUGAGCUGCCCCAGCCACACCACCCCUUCUUGGCAACAACAGUGGCUGAGUGCCCUCGGGAAGCACGACAUCAGGCUCGACUUAUCGCACUGCUGGAGGACACACAGAUUUGGGAUACGCUGUGCCGACUUGCACCACCUGUGGCCACAUAUCUGGAUGGCCUGGCAGCCUUGGCUUCUGAUAUGCCCAUUGAUAGCCUCGAGGAUGUGGCCAGGUUUGCCGUGCUCUGUGCUGAGGCCAUACGGUGGAUGACAGAGACUCCCGACUACUUUUCUUGCAACCACUUGGAGGAGUUUCUGCAAGCACUGGAUGCUGUGCUGAGCAGCCCAAGCCUGUCAUCUCUCAUUGGCCUCCAGAAGCAUGUGACUUGGGUCUGUUCUAUCACAACAGCCAUCUAUCACCUUAUCAAUCACUUAAAAGGAUGGAAAAGCUUCCCAGUAAAGGUAGCGCCUCGGAAGCCAAAAGGCAGCUCCCCAGAAUAUGCACAUGUGCAGCAGGCCUGCGUUCAUGUGGCUGAGCUUGUGGGCUGGUUGGAACGUUCAGGAAGGGAAGCUCAUAUCCCUGUUUUUAUAAAAACUACCCUGCACAGAGUGAUCAAAGGUGUGGCUCGCCUGCCACUGGUGAACAGCUUUGUUCGCACACCGCCAAUCAUGUGGCAGAUGAACUGGGUACCUCAUGUGAGUGGAGAGUGGCACACUGUUGUUCCACCACCCCCAGCUGACUUCUUGCUGGACCGAGACCUGCUGCAAGAAUACAUAUAUCGUGUGAACCUGCUGGGCUGGAUUUCACGACAGCAAUUUGAAGAAACAUGGAUGGCACUCUUGGGUGUCCUCAAUACAUCUCCAUCUGCAGAACAGGAAACAGCUGAGGACGAGCAAGAGCGAGUGACCGUGCAGUGUCUUUCGGUACGCUGCAUCACCAGUUUGCUGCUGCAGUCGCUGCAGCUGCCUCAGCCAGGUAACCCCCACAGCAGCACCCUACUGCACCAACCAAGGGAUAAGCCCUUUGCCUUUGUCCACACCCGGUGUGGAAAACGACUGCAGGCUGUUCGAACUCCAGUUCACGAAGCUCUUCUGACGAUGCUAAAACUGAACACCGGCAUGGCCUGGGGACGUUCCAACAUUGAGAAGAUGUGCCGCCACACUGAAUAUUCACUUGGUCAGGUUUCAGUCGAGUACAUGUGUGUGGCAGUGGGCCUGGCAGAAGGAGCUGACUUGACUAGCACAUCGUCACCCUUAUCUUCGUCUUCAUCAUCCUCGUCGAGCCAGUACUCGCCACCUGGUGGCAGCGUAGGCUGUCUGCGACGUGAAGCCAGCCUAGCAGCCGCAGGGCUGGACCUACGCUCAUGCCUGCACUUUCUGCUCGACCUGUACACCCAGUGGCUGGGUCCGCCUGAUGCCAUUGGCCAGCCACUUCUCACCGAGACCAUUCGAUCGGUGGUGAUGCUAUCAGACAUCUUCAUGGAAAGCUCACAGUUUGACUGGAUGCUGAGCCUGUUCAUGGAUAUGUACCGCCAUCACCCGAGUGAAGAUGAAAUCUUGGCCCAAUACCUGAUCUUAGGCAUAGCCAAAGCAGCAGCAGUUGUCAGUCUGGACUCAGACAUGCAGGAGAAAAUCCGCAAAUUUGUGGACCUGGGCCUGCGUUGCCAAAUGCCUUCCACCCAGCUGCUGUCCUUUCAUGGACUGCUGUACAUGCUGGCCCAGCCAGGAGACUCAACCUCACCACUGCUGCCUUCUGCCACCGAGUACCUUACCAAGCAUCUCGAUGACUCAGCCUUCAAGGACAAUGAACUAAACAUGCUGGCACUGUGGGCCUUGGCUUUCUUUUUGGCUGAGAACUAUUCAAGCAAACAAGAUCUCACACCCAAGAUUGUCCAGGUCAGCUUAAGCCAGUGUAGUGGAGACAACCUUCCCCUUUCACUCUACUUGUGCAUUCUUCAUGGGCUGGAGCGAUUGCUUUUGGCAGGUGUCAUUGAGAGUCAGGACAAUGAACUCAUAAUCAAGGUCUGCAUUGAACGCAUUCGACACAGCAAGCCAGCUGAAGCAAUUCCUGCCCUUGGUGUCAUGCUGUCUGCACUUUACAUAGCCCAAGGGGUAAAUAAGCGACGUUCUCAACCUUCAAUUGAGAUGGAGCCUGCCAACAGUGAGCAGCGAGCUGCAGCUUUAGAAAGAGCUACUCUCCUCUUCGACAGGAUCAAAAGAGGCUACCCAUUUGAGGCUGACCUUAUCAGCCAAAUACUGCCUGGGUUUCUUGGCGAGUUUUUUCCAGCACAAGACAUUCUUAACAAAGUUAUUGGAGAGUUUCUAUCCAACCAACAGCCUUAUCCACAGUUUCUAGCUGCAGUGCUUUUCAAGGUGUGUGAAGGACUUCACGAAGGCAACCAUGAAGAACUAAUGCAAGACUGGGUUCUUCUUUCACUAUCGAACUUCACUCAGCGUUCACCAUUGGCAAUGGCCAUAUGGAGUCUCAGCUGCUGCUUUGUCGCAGUAACAGCAACAGUCUGGCUCCGUGCUUUGUUCCCAUUGAUUCAGGGCAGAAUGGGCAUGUUUGAAGAGCAUGACAAGGAGCUCUUCUACAUUUCUGCUUUAGACUUUCAACGGCAGCUUGUGAAUGAGCAACACAAAACACAGUUCUACAACAUCAUUAAAGGUGUUGCCAGUCCAGAUACCCCAUAUGCAGAGCUCCUAAAGCAGCUGCCGCAGCCACCUUAACAAAGGAAACUGGUGUUCUCAGGAAUUUCCAGGAAUAAAACCAAGCAGUGGAAAGCCAAACCUGGUGCUGUAAAUAGUCUUGCUUGAAGAGGCAGGUUUUUAUGUUUUUGGCUGUCUUAUGCACAGUCAGCUGUUAAGCAUAUUGGAGCAGGUUUGAAGAUGUGAUAAGAACAGAACACGUUGACAUUCCCAGGCAUUCCACAGCUGCUGUCAGCCCCAUACAUGACUAUGACCAUUUCUCUGCCCUUUUCUGCCCUGCCCAGAAUGGUUCCAAUGUUUUCAUAACUCAAAGCAGUGGUGUGCACUCUAGUCAGUUUCAUGAUGGACUGUUAUGCAGCUGCACAGAAGCAACAUGCUGUGUUGUUACUUGCACAAGCUUCAAACUGGCUGUGAAUCCACACUGCAUGUGAAGCUUCAUGUUACUCGGGUUACUUAAUAAAACAAAACAAAAAAUCCCGAUUUCCUUGUACAAAAAGAAAAAAUAAAUCCAACUUCAAAAAUGUGA
Molecule: messenger RNA, 9250 nt
Organism: Dermacentor albipictus
Lineage: Eukaryota; Metazoa; Arthropoda; Arachnida; Ixodida; Ixodidae
Gene: htt
Product: huntingtin
Cellular component (GO): cytoplasm; nucleus
Source: RefSeq, a predicted model, not a curated record